UUCGGGAGUACGUGAUCUCCAGCAUCAACGAACUGUUCAGUUGAUCUGCGACUGCCGUUGAAGAAUUGGAUCGAAGAUGGAAUUUGCGACGAGAAACGAAGCGAUUGACUCUUUUACCUCUGGAGACCAGCGAAUAGAUGUCAUUGGAUUUGUGGAAACAAUUAUCGACAAUCCACCGACACCGAUGGACAACGUGCGACUGAUGUUCACAUUGAACAACAAUCGAGGGAGAACACUUCUCAUUUGUAUUUGGAAUCAAGCGAGUAAAAUUCAUCCGGAGUUCAUCAAACCCAACGCGAUUCUUCACAUAAUUAACGCGCGAUGCAAAAUAUUCGACAUCCCAUUUGUCCGUGAUAAUAUCAACUCACGAAUAAAUGGGGAAGCAUUCGAAAUUCAUGUCAAUCAUCCCACAUCGAUCAUCAAAAAAAUCGGCGAUUUCAAUCCCGAGGAGUUGCAAAAAACAGUGCCACCCACUAUUCUGUGGAAUCAGAUUCGCGAAUCUGAUGGACAACUCGUGCGUCUCAAGGGUUUUGUAAAGGGUGAAUUUGCAAAAUUGAAACACUGCACUUAUGGAUCCAUCACAGACGGCCGUAAAAAAUUAAAUAUCGUCCUGACGAAUAACGAUGACAUACAACACUUUAAAAUCGGCGAUCUGAUCGAAGUCGAGGGGACGAUCAACAUGAAGGGAUAUCGUGCCAAAUGGUACGGACGCGAUCCUCCGGGUAUUGAACUCAACGAAGCCUCCAAGAUAAAAAAAGUCGAUGCCGAUUUAUCUCUCCUCGAGGUCCUCAUGAUGGACAUUACCCAAUAUCCUUGAACGAUACGUUUAAGACAACUCUCAUUGAAAUUUAAAUAAAUUCCCUUUAUUUAAACAACGUAAUCUCCAAGAUUAUGAAAUAAAACACCGAGAUAUUGUCGAAAAAAUUCCGUUCCACUUGUUCACAAAAAAAAAAACGGUAAACAUUUUUAAAAGAACAAAGAAUCGCUCGCCACAGGACAUUUCGUAUGAAUAAUCUCUUUACAUUUAAUUUUGUUAAAUAACAUUUUAUAACAAAUGCAAUGUGUGAUUGAUACUUUAUUAAUAAAUUGUUUUGUACUGCGA
Fopius arisanus is the source of this 1102-nucleotide messenger RNA. RefSeq lists its product as uncharacterized. The transcript has 5 exons. The record is from RefSeq and is a predicted model, not a curated record. Bases 77 to 817 code for a protein of 246 amino acids. NCBI's taxonomy places the organism in Eukaryota, Metazoa, Arthropoda, Insecta, Hymenoptera, Braconidae.